This is a messenger RNA of Xyrauchen texanus (razorback sucker), 3321 nucleotides long. It is a transcript of the gene tfr2, whose product is annotated as transferrin receptor 2. NCBI's taxonomy places the organism in Eukaryota, Metazoa, Chordata, Actinopteri, Cypriniformes, Catostomidae. The record is from RefSeq and is a predicted model, not a curated record. Gene Ontology annotation, molecular function: transferrin receptor activity. Gene Ontology annotation, cellular component: external side of plasma membrane. The transcript is spliced from 17 exons. Bases 226 to 2610 code for a protein of 794 amino acids. Gene Ontology annotation, biological process: endocytic iron import into cell; transferrin transport.
UAUUACUGGACGAGACAGAUAGACAGGGAGAGAAAGAGAUGGUAACAUGUCAUCAUCUUUCGCUGAGUUUGUGGGAAAUGAGCUCAAACAAGCUGGAGUUGCAUCAGAUGUUUUGACUUUUGAUCCAGUAAACACGCAGGAAACUCACAUCAUGACACAAUCAACAGUUGUUUAAUGUGCUGAUAUAAAAACAUGAUAGACACAGCUCUAUAAACUUAUUUUGUGAUGUUCGGUGGCCACAGAAUCACCUUUUUAUGUGUUGAUGACAGGAGGAUGGAUUCUUCAUCAGGAUUGAGCACCAGGUCAACAGGGGGCGGAGCUCAAGCGAAUGAAGGUGCAGUUGAAGUGGGAGGGGCCAGACGUCGAGUCCCCCAUGUUGAAAUGAAACUCAUGGAAUCAGUGGAGGGGUCAGAGGUGGGGCUAAACAAUGACAUCACCGCUCUGAUGCUACAUCAACAGAUAGACCGCAGGAAAGCAGCAGUUUACCUCAUUCUGAUCAGCCUGCUUAUCUUCACCACAGCGUUCCUGUUGGGUUACGUGGCGUUCCGUGGAACCUGUGGUUUGUGCAGGGACGAGGUGGAUCUGCUUCCACUGAGCGAUGAGGCUGGAGCGGACACCUCGCCCAAGGAGGGGGUGAUGUACAUGGCUGAGCUCAGAGAGAUGUUGAAAAAAUACCUGAAAGAGGAGAGGAUCGAAAGCACACUUAGGCGAGUGAGCAGGACAUCUCAUCCAUCAGGAUCUUCAGAGGGGAACGCCAUAGCGCAAGAAAUACUGCAGAAUCUGCAGAACCUCCGUAUGGACCACACCUGGACCGACUCGCACUACGCCACACUUCAGUUCCCCUCCAGGACGCAGCGAAACACUCUCUGGUUGGUCGAUUCAGAGGGGGCGGAGCUAGAGGAGAUUCGACUAGAUGGCGAGGGAUACUGCGCCUACAGCGCUACAGGAAACGUCACGGGUGGCGUUGUGUACGUGAACUACGCUCGGCAUGAAGACUUUAAGCAGCUGCGCGCGAUGGGCGUGGCCCUCAACGGUUCCAUCGCCAUAGCGAGAGUGGGAGGGGGCGUGAGCUUUGCAGAGAAGGUGUGGCAUGCACAGGAGGCGGGGCAUGUGGGCGUUCUCAUCUAUCCCGACCCUGCCGACGUACCCCAGGAUCCACGACGACUGGGUCUCCAUAGCAACGCCGUCAUCUCGGAUCACGUUCACCUGGGCUCAGGUGACCCAUUCACACCUGGAUUCCCCUCCUUUAACCACACCCAGUUCCCAUCCACACAGUCAUCAGGCCUGCCAAUCAUUCCAGCCCAGCCAAUCAGUGCAAACGUCGCUUCCACACUGUUAAGUCAGUUAUCUGGUGUCAAGUGCCCGCGUGGUUGGCAGGGUCGGUUGCCGUAUGUUCAGUGUGUGUUGGGUCCGGGCGAGGGCAGGGUGAAGAUGGGCGUGUUUAACAGCAUGAAGCCGGUGCUGCUCAACAACAUCUUCGCCUCUAUAGAGGGCAAAAUCGAACCCGACCACUAUAUCAUUAUCGGGGCCCAGAGAGACUCUUGGGGUCCAGGAGCCGUGAAGUCUGGAGUUGGAACCGCCAUUCUGAUGGAACUAGCCAGAACAUUCAGUAACAUGGUGGAGAACGGAUUUUCCCCCAAGCGCAGUCUGCUGUUCGUCAGCUGGGAUGGAGGAGACUUUGGGAAUGUUGGCGCCACUGAGUGGCUGGAGGGUUACCUCACCAUGCUGCACCUAAAAGCUGUGGCGUAUUUCAGUCUGGAUCAAGCCAUCCUCGGUGAUGAUAACCUCUCCGUGUACACCAGUCCUCUGUUAGCAGACCUCGUCGAAGGAGCCAUCAAACAAGUUGAACAUCCCAAACACACGGGUCAGUCGAUUCUCUCUCUGGUGCAGCGACAGGGCGGCUGGAGAAACAUAGUGAAGCCGUUGUAUUUGAACAGUGGUGCGUACAGUUUCACCACAUUUGGAGGAGUUCCUGCUAUGGAGCUGCAUUUCGUUGAGGAUGCUCGUACAUACCCGUUUGUGAACACUCAGUUGGACAGCGUCGGGCGUCUGCAGGAGCUUCUUCAGGGGCGUUUGGGUUCGGUGGGUCGAGCUGUUGGUGAACUGGUGGGUCUGAUGGUUCUGAAACUGUCACAUGAUCACAUACUUCCACUGGACGUCACCUGCUACAGCAGCACAGCACUGCAGCUCAGCUCUAAACUCAGCCUGGACGCUGGUCAUCUACAGUCGAGGGGUUUGUCUCUGCAGUGGGUUUUUAGUGCGAGAGGAGAUUACAGCAGAGCCGCUAAAAAACUGCAGGAGACCAUAAAGAACAGCGACGUUCAGGACGAAAGACUCGCCAGAUUGUAUAACACGCGCAUCAUGAGGGUGGAAUACUACUUCCUGUCGCAGUACGUGUCAGUGGUCGAGACGCCGUUCCGUCACGUGCUACACGGGCGCGGCGAUCACACUCUGAGCGCGCUCGCUGAGCAUCUCUCUCUCCUGCGCUCUGACCCGCACCUGUUCAACGAGGCCCGUUUCCGACGGCAACUGGCUCUCUUCACCUGGACGCUACAGGGCGCCGCUAACGCUCUCAGCGGCGAUGUGUGGAACAUCGACAACCCUCUGUAGAGCUCCACGACUGCAGACUUCUUUAGCCACACCGUGAAUAACUCUACAACAUCAAAAUACAACACGUCAACAUUAGUCGAGUGUGCGCUUUCAACGUGUCCAACUUACUUACCACUGGAAACUUGUCGCGUUGCGCCUGGGUUGGUUGCAGUGUUACGACGAAUAUGUUUCCCUCUGUGUGUUUGUUCUAUUAUUAUUAUUAUUAUUUUCUGUUCUGGUGAUCUAUGUGGACAUAUUAAUUUAAUGGUUAAUUAACAAUUAUAAUUGAGACGUGAUUCUUUUUUUAUUGCUAAGUGAUAAUGAGACUCUCGUAAUGUGUGCAGUAAUUAUCGGGAGCAGUGACUCUCAUAAUUAUGACAGUCAUACUGUCGUCCAAUCAAAAAGCAGCAUCUGCUAUCAAUCAGCCCAUGAUGUCACAUGACCCCUCAGGCUGUGAUGUCAUAGAGCUCUAGAGCUCACCUGUUGAAUUGUAAAUCAGGUGCACCAGUGAAAGCCAGACCAGCAUGCUGGCUUUAGCUGCAUGGUCUAUGGACUGGUUUUAAAGUGGGUUUGGCCAGGUUGGGAGACAAGUUUAAACCAGCUGGUUUGUUUUAGCUAUGCCAGGAAUCUGCUCAAAAAUACAUUGUGCUCUUCGGAGUUUAGAUAUUGUUCAGAUCUGGAUUAUAAAUGUAGACCCUGUAUUUACAACAUGUGCUGUUGCAUUCGAAUAAA